AUGGAAAAAUCAAAGAAGAAAAAGAAUACCAGUAGCUUACAGCACACUGCAAAUAGCUCAGCAGGGCCCAACCAAGUAAUCCUUUCUAGUGAUUCCAACCUUCAUAGAAAUUCACCAGGAACAAAAAAACUUAAUCCUUCUAAAAUCAACAAAAAAAGUACUCAGGUAAAGAGACCAAGUACUGUCACCCUAUUGAAACGAUCUCAUAGGGGAAGCAUGUCUGAUGGUCUGGCUCGUGGUCCUAUAAUCCCACCCCGAAGACCAACGUUUAGACUGUGCUACAUUUGUGGAAAAGAAUUUGGUUCUCAAUCCAUUUCCAUUCAUGAACCCCAGUGCCUGAAGAAAUGGCAUAUUGAAAACAAUAAGUUACCCAGAAAUCUCAGAAGACCAGAGCCCCAAAAACCAAAAACUCUUGGUGGUACUAGUUCUUAUGAUUUGCAGUCUAUCAACAAGGUUGCUUUUGAGAGUGCUCAGGCUCAGCUGUUGCCUUGUGAACACUGUGGUAGAACUUUCUUGCCUGAUCGUCUUCUUGUUCACCUCAGAAGUUGUAAGCCAAAAGCUAAUUUUUCUGAGAAUCUCCCUCCCAAGAAGAAAACCCUUGGUGGAAUUGUGUCCCCACCAAAGACUCUCCUCUGUUACAUCUGUGGCAGAGAGUUUGGCAGCCAGGCCCUUUCUUCCCAUGAGGCAGAGUGCCUGGAGAAAUGGAAAGUAGAAAAUGAGCGACUCCCACAAAACCUCCGCCAGAUACCCCCUCAGAAGCCAAAGCAUUAUUCAGCCAAGCCAUCUAAGCCUGAGACGAUGCAAACUUCUAAUGACAGUCAUGAGGGUCAGCUAAUGGUUUGCUCCAAGUGUAACAAGAGCUUUAAACCAGAUCGUCUUCAAAUACACCAAAAAAUUUGCCAAGUUCAAGAUUCUGAUUCCAGUACCUUUGGAAGCAGAAGCAGUGGGAGGGAGGCAGUCAAAAUUCAGCCACAAAAGAGCAAGGCAGGAUCCUCCAGAUCUGACAAGCCCUCCGUGAUAAGACGACCACCAACAAUUAUUUGCUACAUUUGUGGUCGUGAAUUUGGAACUAAGUCCAUCAGUAUCCAUGAGCCACAGUGUCUGAAAAAAUGGCAUAAUGAAAACAAUUUGUUGCCUAAAGAGUUACGGAGACCAGAACCAAAAAAACCAGAAGUCAUAAACAUUGCAGCCAAAGGCUACUAUGAUCUAGAUGCUAUAAAUGAAGCUGCCUGGACAAGUGCCCAGAGCCAGUUGGUUCCAUGUGAUAACUGUGGGCGUACCUUCCUGCCAGACAGACUAGUCGUCCACCAGCGGUCCUGUAAACCCAAACCAGCCAAGUAAAGCCUUCUCUCUCAACCAAAAUGUUACAGAA
Trichosurus vulpecula (common brushtail) is the source of this 1372-nucleotide messenger RNA. RefSeq names its product zinc finger protein 474-like. The record is from RefSeq and is a predicted model, not a curated record. The transcript has 3 exons. The coding region runs from base 1 to 1341 and encodes 446 amino acids. NCBI's taxonomy places the organism in Eukaryota, Metazoa, Chordata, Mammalia, Diprotodontia, Phalangeridae.